AUGUUCACACCGGAACAACUUCAAAAAGUAUGGAUGCAAUUGGCGUUACAAGGGAUGGGCGCCAAUUUAGCCGGUUUACAAGCGCUACAAGCCGCUGCUACAAGUGCAGCACCGGGAUUAUUUCCACAAAUUCCCACAGCCGCUAUUCCUGUACUAAAUCCUAGUUCACCUACCACAUCAAAUCUUACUGCUGAGCAGAUUAUCCAAACCUGCGAUCAAUUGGAAAAAGCUGACGAUGUGGAUCGUUUGGCAAGAUUCCUGUACAGUUUACCUCCCAGUUUAGCACAAGAGGUCGUCUCUAAUGAGGUUGUACUAAAGGCUCGUGCUUUGGUCUGUUUCCAUAUGGGCGAUUUUCGACAACUGUACAGUAUCCUGGAGAAUCAUAAAUUCACUCAAGGAAGUCAUCAAAAAAUGCAAUAUAUGUGGCAAGAAGCUCAUUAUCGUGAAGCGGAGAAGCAACGCGGCAGACCUCUUGGUCCAGUGGAUAAAUACCGUGUUCGUAAGAAGUAUCCGAUGCCAAGAACGAUAUGGGACGGUGAACAGAAAACGCAUUGUUUUAAGGAACGAACCAGAUCACUGUUAAGAGAGUGGUAUCUCAAGGAUCCGUAUCCGAAUCCGAGUAAAAAGAAGGAACUAGCCAAUGCCACUGGUCUAACCGCUAUGCAAGUUGGAAACUGGUUCAAAAAUCGUCGGCAGAGAGAUCGUGCGGCAGCGGCGAAGAACAAACAAAAUGUGAUCGGUGUCGAACUGAAAAAGACCUGUGGAUCGGACGGAUCGGAUAGUGAGGAUGAAAAUGAGUUCGAUGAUAGUAUGACCGAUUCACCGUCGCCAAUUGACGAACCGAAGGACUUGUCGCUACGACCGUCGUUCAACACGGAUCGUCUUCUGGAACCGCCGCCGUUCCCCAUGAAUCCGGCGCUAUUCCUCUUCAAUCCAGCAUUUCUUCAGAUGCAACAGCAGUUGGCCGCCUCACAAUUCUCCAAUUUACCUCUGCCGGUGAAUCGUUCCCCAACGACACCACCGCCAUCGCAUCCGCCACAAAAACGUAACAAACUCUCUAUAGAUGAGAUUCUUGACCUUAAACCAGAUGUUAGACAAUGUACAUCACCUCAUUCCUUGUCACCAACAUCGUCCAGCUCCAAUAAGGAGAUGUCCGCCUCACCUGAAGUGAAACCUCCUCCUCCUCCUUCGCUUCCUACACGAGAAGCGGCUCCUGCUCCGAAUGCAGAACCACCGCAAUUAGUUGCCUAG
Messenger RNA from Necator americanus (New World hookworm), 1251 nucleotides. RefSeq lists its product as uncharacterized. Gene Ontology annotation, biological process: regulation of transcription by RNA polymerase II. The transcript has 6 exons. Lineage: Eukaryota; Metazoa; Nematoda; Chromadorea; Rhabditida; Ancylostomatidae. Gene Ontology annotation, molecular function: DNA-binding transcription factor activity, RNA polymerase II-specific; RNA polymerase II cis-regulatory region sequence-specific DNA binding. The record is from RefSeq and is a predicted model, not a curated record. Gene Ontology annotation, cellular component: transcription regulator complex; nucleus. Bases 1 to 1251 code for a protein of 416 amino acids.